UUUUAGAAUUCUAAUUAAUGGCGUUUAAUUAAUUUUUUACUACAUUUUUGAUAUGUUAUAAUAUGAAAUUCAACAUCCCAGAGGAAGUUAAAAAACAAAUUCCCGCUGGUUGUAAAAUAGAUUUAAAAACAUAUUUAAUCAUUGAAUAUGUAGCAAAAGUAGUUUCUCAGGAAGGUAGUUCUUUUGAAUUCAGAUUAAAGAUCCAUUUGUUGAACCAUAAGCUUCCAUUUCUUGAUUCCAACCAUGAAUUACACAAAUUAUACAAAUUUUUGCAAAAUAAUCCUGGUUAUUACCUUUAUAACAAUGAUAAACAAGAAAUUCCUUGUUUAUUGCACGAACUAUAUGAACACAUUUUUGUAGAUGAUAAGGACGGCAUUGAUAAAAAAGUAAAAUCCGAUGAAAACGUGAUUGAAGGAUACUCAGACUCUGAUUAA
Theileria parva strain Muguga is the source of this 434-nucleotide messenger RNA. RefSeq lists its product as uncharacterized. The record is from RefSeq and is a predicted model, not a curated record. The transcript has 2 exons. Gene Ontology annotation, biological process: RNA processing. The coding region runs from base 63 to 434 and encodes 123 amino acids. NCBI's taxonomy places the organism in Eukaryota, Apicomplexa, Aconoidasida, Piroplasmida, Theileriidae. Gene Ontology annotation, molecular function: RNA binding.